AUGGCACCGUUGGUGAAGCGGCUAUUCUGCACUAGUGGGCCACGAGCGAUGAUGACUCCUUGGCGCUGCUUCGUGCGAAGCGCAUUCGUUUCAGUGGCUUUUUCCCUUUUGGUUAUCACCGUGUCAGCCAAGUCAGAGGGAAGAAGUUCGGGUGAUACCGAGACUAAUCUAACGUCACAAGGUACGGCGUAUCUUGAUCCACAUUCUGUUGCCGGCCACCGUCCGGUGGAUUCCUCUGCUGCAACGCGAGAACAGGCUGCGCGGCCUUGGAACGACUCAUCAGGAUUGAGCAGCCCUUUGCCGUUUACUGGCAAUCUAGGCUCGCAUGGAGGAAGCCGUUCGAAGGGACACGAGGACGAAGAAGCUCCACGGCUCGUGCAUCAGCUUGAGAGCCCGCGCGUUGCUGGUACACCAACCACGGAUAAACAACUACGGUUGGACGUUACUAAGAGCGGUGAACAUUUGGGUGUCGGCACUCGUUUCGUACCUUCCGUUGGUUACCCGUUGCCUCUGGAGGAAGGGAAGUUCGAACAAGGAAAGCUGGAUGACGCCCCGCUUGAGCCGAGCCACCGGGGUCCCGUCGAUGAAAGACACUCACGGCAGCUCCCUGGGAAUGCCGUUGGAGCGCAAGUCGCGAGGCAGUCGUCAGCCGAAUUGCAUUCUCUGUCCAGUAGCAGUCCGUCGUCAGACACUCGGGUCGGCGAAAACAAAGGAAGCGAGUUUUCAACAGACACCGUGAAGUCUUCCCCUGCUACGGCUGUGCCGGUAGCGACCGGAUUAGCGACGGUGAAGCGGCGUGCGGGAGGCGGGGGUUUCUCAACAACCGCGCUGCUGGCAAGGAGAACACUGGAAGAGGUGGGAGGUCUGGGCAGGGGCAUUGGCUUAUAUCUCUAUGGGAUCGUUUUUAGGGGGAACCUGCUUAUGCAAAAACAUGUGCUGGAUAAGAUCAAAGGAAAUCUCAGCGUUCUAGAGUUCGUCGAGCAAUGCCAGCCUCAAUUCGCGUCGUCUCAUCGAGCGCUACUAGAUGAACUCUAUGUGUGGCAAGAUACUUUGCAGAGGGUCACGCAACGCGAGCAGGCGCUGGUUCUUCAGCAUCAGGCACAGAAAACUGCCCGUCAGAGAUGGGCACGCGCGCAGGCCAAGGAAGUCUCCGGGGCGCAGCCGUCCGCAGGCCCAGAGCUGGGUUCACAAGCACCGCCUGAAAGGACACAUAUAACUGAAAACGUCUUACCAGAAACCGCCGCACACGCUGGUGAGCAGGAACCGUUGGAAGAACCGCGAAACGAGAACAUGACAAAUUCACGGGGACCGGGGAUCCCUGGCUCCAGUACGCUUGGCGCGGGGCGUAGACCGGCGUUAGUCCCACCAGAUGCAGGAGAACAGUUCAAUGCUCCUGAGGUUCAACCCUCGUCCACGACUUCCCUGACGCAGCCUGGUGAAGACGGAAGAGAUAGAGAAUCCACAUUCCCUCGAGGAAAGGCAAAAGAGGAACCAAGGCGUACGCCUUCUUUCCGAGGCGCGCUGGUGUCCUCUGUUCCAUCUCCUGCUACGAGACAUCAGGAGUCUGAAGGAGUCUUAGAUGCUGCGGGACCAGAAAAGUCCGAAGUCGUACCCGCUUCACAUUUCAGUGUGGUAGGACCCGAUUUGGCGGGAAUGCAUCCGGAGACUGAGAAGAUGUCUUCUGAUAUGGACUUUGAGGUGGCAGAUGUAGCUUUGUUCGAACCGGCUUCUGACGGACCAGAAGCGGUUCGUCACGACUCUGAAUUUCAGGACGGCACACUGGGUUUGCCUGCGUUGGCUGAUGAGAGAGUCGCGGGACCGCUUACCCCUCCCAGCGUGCAGGGAUCCGCAGGCGUCCCGCCGAAUCCGGCUCUCGACAAAAACGACGACAAUGUCUCAGCUGAUACCCCGGCGAACCGCCUACACACAAACUCGGUGACUGUUGGUCAACAUGACGUAAGCACCCUAGAAGGAAAAGGGACAGGGUCGUCCACAGACGGUCUUGUGUCCCCGACGGCGGAGCAAAGCGAGAAGUUGGUACUGGCUGCAUUGGGGGCGACGAGCGGUGAUAGUACCGCCUCCUGGCCAGCAGGUUCGGCGGAUGGAGCCCCUACCAACGAAGCUGUGGCUCAGCAGACUGCGACCGACAUACAGGAGGCAUCGCACAGGAGUCCGGGACAGUCGGGUCCCGCGCAGCUGCCCACAUCGGAAUGGAACGACAUUGAGCCUGGCCUAGGGCAGGCCAUGCAUGGGCAGCAGAGUUCAGAGUUUCAGUCGCUGGACGAUGAAGUGGAUACGUUGGAUCUUUAUUUGUCCUUGCUUCAAAGUACGUUCUUCAAGUGCGGGGCGCUUCUAUCUCGAGCACUUCUGGCGGACGAUAGUAAGGAACUGACCUGGUUCUACCAACAGGUUCUGCCCAAUGAGAUGUACCUGGCCCGCAUCUCGGUUGCGCUGCUGACCAGUCAGUACCGUCGUGGCGUGCGGACAGCUGCCUCGACCGAACGCCAACUUCAAAAGGUCCGGUCAAUGAUGUUUCAUGUUCUCGUUGUCGACGAAGCUUUUCUUAAUGCAAUUUAUGCAAAGGAUGAGCCCGCCGUGUCAGAUCGCCUUAAGGAAUCCGAGCCUGAUGAAUACCGGAAGCCGAAUGCACGCACCAAAACUCAAAAAACAAAGAAAGACAAAGGCCGAAUCGAGGGAACGCGGGUGGGCGCCGUCAUUGAAUUUGCCAAGGCACACCUUGGGAAGCCAUGGGUCGUCGGAAUUCUGACGUUUGCCUCUUUGGUCGGGCUCGACCAUUAUGGCUAUAGAAGGUACUACUAUUAG
Molecule: messenger RNA, 2823 nt
Organism: Neospora caninum
Lineage: Eukaryota; Apicomplexa; Conoidasida; Eucoccidiorida; Sarcocystidae
Exons: 1
Coding region: 1-2823 (940 amino acids)
Source: RefSeq, a predicted model, not a curated record